AUGGUGAAAAUCCUCCUCGAGGGUGGUGCGAACCCUAAUAAGUUCGAUAUUUUCGGGCAAACUCCGCUCUCAUAUGCUGUCAAGGCUGGACAUGAGACCGUUAUGAAGUUUCUGUUGAAUCAUGGCGCAAAUCCUUACUGGGCAGUCAAUGCGACUGGCCAGAAGCCGAUAUUCGAUCGUGGGACGAAAGAGUCUAUUCGAGCCACAUUAGAAGAAGCCGAAGCAAGACAGUAG
Penicillium subrubescens is the source of this 234-nucleotide messenger RNA. RefSeq lists its product as uncharacterized. Lineage: Eukaryota; Fungi; Ascomycota; Eurotiomycetes; Eurotiales; Aspergillaceae. The transcript has a single exon. The coding region runs from base 1 to 234 and encodes 77 amino acids. The record is from RefSeq and is a predicted model, not a curated record. Gene Ontology annotation, molecular function: protein binding.